AGAAGAAGGAGUGGGAGACAAAAAAGAAAGGAGGCCGGACCCGACACAAAACAUAACGCACACCGAUAGCAGUAGAGGGUCCAUAAAUGGACAUCAAAUAAACAGAUAGCGAGUUUGUUCACGGAAUUUAAUCCCGUUGAGAGCAGGUCAUGCUGUUCUCGCAAAGGUAAUGAGCCGUAAAGCCCUUGGGUUUCGGCUUAGCAGCGCCCACAAACUGCAGCGAAACUGGAAUGAUUGGCAGCCCAGAGGCGACAGCGUGUCAGCAGCUAGCCAGGACGGUGUGAAGUGCAUCGCCACCAGAGACCUGGGUCCAGCUGCAGCAGCUGUAUACGACCCAACAGCAGUGGGAGUAGCAACCUCGGACCGGCCUGUCUCCCCACCUCUCCUACAGAAUGAUGCCUUCCCAGACACCGCAGACACACUGGACGAAGGGCAUGUUGGGGUGGGUGCUACUGCCUGUCUGCAGCAUGUUGGGGUGGGUGCUACGGCCUGUCUGCAGCAUGUUGGGGUGUGA
Messenger RNA from Oncorhynchus tshawytscha (Chinook salmon), 514 nucleotides. RefSeq lists its product as uncharacterized. The coding region runs from base 170 to 514 and encodes 114 amino acids. NCBI's taxonomy places the organism in Eukaryota, Metazoa, Chordata, Actinopteri, Salmoniformes, Salmonidae. The transcript is spliced from 3 exons. The record is from RefSeq and is a predicted model, not a curated record.